Daphnia pulex (common water flea) is the source of this 1109-nucleotide messenger RNA. RefSeq names its product protein lin-7 homolog C-like (gene veli). Gene Ontology annotation, molecular function: protein binding. The coding region runs from base 150 to 749 and encodes 199 amino acids. Lineage: Eukaryota; Metazoa; Arthropoda; Branchiopoda; Diplostraca; Daphniidae. The record is from RefSeq and is a predicted model, not a curated record. Gene Ontology annotation, biological process: neurotransmitter secretion; maintenance of epithelial cell apical/basal polarity; protein localization to basolateral plasma membrane. Gene Ontology annotation, cellular component: basolateral plasma membrane; cell-cell junction; synapse. The transcript has 5 exons.
CAUCGCCGGACAAAUCAGUUUUAGGGCGGAGCCUAUGUAUUGACAGAAAGUUCGUGUGUUUUGCCCUGAAAAUUCUUCCAUUUUUUAACCCAGUUUUGACAUUUAUUGAAGUUUUUCUCAUUGCAAACCUCUACUUCUUGAUAUAAACUAUGGCAGCUACUACUAUAAGUGAACAAUUGUCUCUCGACAAAGAUAUAAACCGAGCUGUGGAAUUGCUGGAGAAGUUGAUGAAAAGUGGAGAAGUUCCAACGGCAAAACUGUCUGCUCUUCACAAGGUGCUGCAGAGUGACUUUCUAAGAGCUGUCAGAGAAGUUUACGAACAUGUUUAUGAGACAGUAGAAAUGGGAGGAUCACCUGAUGUCCGAGCUUCUGCCACAGCCAAAGCUACAAUUGCAGCUUUUGCUGCUAGUGAAGGCCAUGCCCAUCCUCGAGUCGUAGAACUCCCCAAAACUGAUGAAGGUCUUGGAUUCAAUGUCAUGGGAGGAAGGGAACAAAAUUCACCAAUUUACAUAUCAAGAAUCAUUCCUGGAGGUGUUGCAGACAGACAUGGUGGUCUAAAGCGUGGUGACCAAUUGCUCUCUGUUAAUGGAGUGUCGGUAGAGGGUGAAAAUCACGAGAAAGCUGUGGAACUCCUGAAAGCUGCUCACGGUUCAGUGAAACUAGUUGUGCGUUACACACCAAAAAUAUUGGAAGAAAUGGAAAUGCGCUUUGAUAAACAAAGGACCACGCGCCGAAGACAACCGUACUAAGUUCACUUUAACAAAUCUCAAUUAGGAGCAUCAUCGUCCCCAUCGCAAAUUUUGACUCCUCGUAUUAUCAAUAGUGUAACCAAUUCCCCAUCCUGACUGUUACAAAAAUAUUCAAUAUUGUGUAGCUAAAUAUUUCAUAGUUAAAUUCUAUGACAAAGACGGUUACACGUUAUCACUCAUGAAUGUAGAGAAACCUUCAUUCGUCCUUGCAAUUGUUUUUUUGCUUAUUUUGAACACAAGUUGCAAAAUGGAAGAAAUAGUAGCAACCUUUUCUUAAAUGAAACCAUUAACUAAGCUAAAACCUGAUGUUAACUGAUCUGUAGACUUAUUUGUUGAAAUGAAUAUAACUUCGGAAUCAAA